ACACAGUUUGCCUUGAAGUCGGAGAAUAGCUAAAUUCUUUACUCUAAAAAUGUUUUGAAAUUCACGUAGAGCAUAAAAUUUCGUUGCAGUUUUUGAAUACGUUUGGUUGAUGUUCGUUUUGCGCGCGCCCAAUGCAUGUGUUGCUCUAGCGUUAUCGAUUACACAACAAUACAACCGUGCGUACACAAAACAAGUGACCAACACUGCUGCUGACAGUGACCGUUUGUCUGCGUGUGUGUGUGUGUGGUGUGUGAGAGAUCGAAGACAAUGGCUGCGGCUGCGGACGGUGCUGUUCCUACCCUUGCAAUUCGCUCUAGCGUGGCUGUUGAGCUGUGGUCGUCAGCUGGUGCAAAACAGCCAUUCGAACACAAGCCCAAUUUGCCGCGAGAGGAGACGAAAAGUUCACGUUCGAUCUGCUUCAGUCCGGAUGGACGAUACUUUGCCUACUCGAAUGGCGUUGAGGUGAAGGUUCUGAGUGUGCCAACUUCCAACACUGGCAAUCUCAAUUGGCCAGUUCAGUGUUCUCUGCCGCGUCCAAAGGCCUUCUAUCUGAAGUUCUCGCCGCGCGGCAAUUUUCUGUGCACUUGGGAACAUUAUGCCAUUACCAAGGAUCGUCCCGAGGGUGCUGCCAAUCUGCUCGUUUAUGAUGUUGCCACUGGCAAAGAGGUUUUUGCCAUUGUACAAAAGAAUCAAACGGAUUGGCAGCCAUCCUGGUCAUCGGAUGAAUCGAUCUUUGCCUUAGUCGUUGGCGGCGAAGCGCUAUUUUAUGAUUUAGCCGCUGGUCCCGUCGACGGCUUUGCCACAACAUCACGCAAAAUUGGCGGCAGUCGCGGCGGCAUGUUAUCUCUCGGUCCCGGCAAUUGUCCACCCUAUCUGGCCUUCUAUACGCCCGGCGCCAAGGGCGCCCCAUCCAUGUGCAAGCUGUACAAGUAUCCGGCACUAGGACAACAACAAAGCGUUGCCUGCAAGAGUUUCUUCCAAGCAGAUCGCGUAGAGAUGCUCUGGAAUAAGCGUGGCAGUGGACUGUUGUUGCUUACCAGCACAGAGGUGGACAAAAGCGGUGCCUCGUACUAUGGCAACCAGGCGGUGCAUUUUAUGGCUACCAAAGGUGACACCUGCUCGGUGCCCCUAUCCAAGGAGGGCCCUGUGCAUUGCGUGAAAUGGAGCCCCAAGGCUAAUGAGUUUGUGGUCGUUUAUGGAUUUAUGCCGUCAAAGGCGGCGCUCUACAAUCUCAAGUGCGAUGUUAUCUUUGACUUUGGGGAGGGACCCCGUAAUUGUGCCUAUUUCAAUCCAUUUGGUAACCUCAUUGUGCUGGGCGGUUUUGGUAAUCUCCCCGGAGCCGUUGAAGUCUGGGAUGUGAGCAAGCGAGAGAAGAUUGCCAAUCUGAAGUGUGCGGAUACCACACACUUCGAAUGGCAUCCAAAUGGCGAGUGGUUUGUCACUGCGACCACAGCACCUCGUUUGCGCAUUAGCAAUGGCUUUAAGGUGUAUCAUUAUUCGGGAGCCUUGCUGCAUGAGACAUUGUGGCCCCAGGGCCAGGAGUUGUUGGGCAUCGAGUGGCAAGCGUUUGCGGAUAAUACAUUUGCCGAGCCAAAGAUUACCAAGGCCAAGCAUGAGGGUAUCAAGUCAAGUCAACCGGAGGCCAGCAAGAAGGCCUACACACCGCCACAUUUGCGAUUGCUUAAAGAGGGCAAGAAUCCCGAAAAGUAUUUGCCGCAAUCGACAUUGGUGCCGGGACUUUCAGCAACAGCAGGAGGAGCAGCACCAGGUGCUGGUGCAAAUAAGAAUAAAAAGAAGAACAAUAAUAAUGGCAGUAACAGGCCGAAGGGCACCAAUAGGCGUGAAGCUGGCGAUGCCACACCGCCAGAUGCAGCGGCUCCAAGCGAGAGCCUGGGACAGCAGCAGACUGCUAAUCAUUUUGGUGAAUCGCCGCGUCGUCAGGCGCCCAACAGGCAACAACGCCAGCUGCCAAGACAUCUGCAACAACAGCAGCAGCAGCAGCCUCAACAGGAUCAACAUCCAGUUGAAUUUGGCACACCGCGUCAUCAGCAUGCCAAUGGAAAUGUUGGUGGCUAUAACAGCAGCAACACAACCGGCAACGGUGGCAACAAUAAUAGCGACAAGGAUCGCAAGAUUCGCAGUGUGGCCAAGAAAUUGUCCGACAUUAAGAAGCUCAAGUCACGUCAAAGUCAAGGCGAAACCCUGGAAUUAAACCAGUUGAACAAAAUUGAAAUGGAGGCUAGAUAUCUGGAGGAGCUUAAGGCGCUCAAAUUGUCCGCCUAGUUAUCCAAACCGAUCCCCAAAUGCCAUCAUCAUCAUCAACUGUUAAAUGUGUGAUACAACAACAAACAAACAAAACUAUCGAGAAACACUCAUUGAGUUGGUUUAUUUCUGGAUUCCCUGUAAUUUGUGUACUUUCGAACUUCCUUUCUCCCUCCCCUUAUAUAUUAAUUUGCUAUCGAAACAUGAAA
This is a messenger RNA of Drosophila nasuta, 2471 nucleotides long. RefSeq names its product eukaryotic translation initiation factor 2A (gene eIF2A). Gene Ontology annotation, cellular component: cytosolic small ribosomal subunit. Gene Ontology annotation, molecular function: translation initiation factor activity; protein binding; ribosome binding. Gene Ontology annotation, biological process: translational initiation. The record is from RefSeq and is a predicted model, not a curated record. Bases 268 to 2283 code for a protein of 671 amino acids. The transcript is spliced from 4 exons. NCBI's taxonomy places the organism in Eukaryota, Metazoa, Arthropoda, Insecta, Diptera, Drosophilidae.